AUGCCUAGCCUUGGGUUUGUUGUCUCUAAUUCAGAUCCCAGUUUGUUUGUGAAGCAACAUGAUGGUCAUGUAGUUAUUCUUCUGUUGUAUGUGGACGACAUUAUUAUCAUUGGCACUGAUUCUGUUUUGGUGCAACAAGUUAUUGACAAUCUUGGUGAAGUUUUUGAUAUGAAAGAUAUGGGUCGAUUAGCCUUUUUCUUGGGCCUUCAGAUUACAUAUAAGGACAAUGGUGACCUUUUUAUUUCUCAAUCAAAGUAUGUUAAGGAUUUGCUCAAGAAGGCUGCCAUGAAGUCCUGCAAGCAUUGUCCUACUCCCUACAAACCACAUACGUCAUUGUUCAAAGAUGAAGGUACUCCUAUAACUGAUCCUACUUUGUUUCGAAGUCUUGUGGGGCCUCUACAAUACUUGACGUUUACUGGACCAGACAUUGCAUUUGCUGUGAAUUAUGCAUGUCAGUUUAUGUCCAAUCCCAAUAAUGCACACUUUCAUCUUGUCAAGCGUAUAUUCAGAUAUUUACAGGGCACUUUAGAAUGUGGUUUAACAUAUUCCUCUACGAAUUCCUUGGAGAUUCUGGCGUAUAGUGAUGCUAAUUGGGCAUCUGAUGUCAAUACUAAGAGAUGA
This is a messenger RNA of Malus domestica (apple), 621 nucleotides long. RefSeq lists its product as uncharacterized. NCBI's taxonomy places the organism in Eukaryota, Viridiplantae, Streptophyta, Magnoliopsida, Rosales, Rosaceae. The record is from RefSeq and is a predicted model, not a curated record.